Miscanthus lutarioriparius is the source of this 957-nucleotide messenger RNA. The record is from the annotation of a GenBank genome assembly. NCBI's taxonomy places the organism in Eukaryota, Viridiplantae, Streptophyta, Magnoliopsida, Poales, Poaceae.
AUGGCCUGCGUCAGCGCCUGGAGCGCCUCCGCGGUCGACAUGGGUUCGGACGCGGACGGCACAGUGGGCACAAGGGUGCCCGAUGUGCCAACCAUCGGCAGCAACACGGCGGAUUGUGGCACGGCGGAGGCAGACACGCCGGUCGUGGGAGCAGCGGAGGAAGGAGGGACCGUCGUCGAUGAGUCCCCGGAUGUUGCCAUGGUCUCUGAUACCAGGUUGGUACGGCGACGGGAUUUACUUCGAAGGAAGUACGGAGGAGAUAGAGGGGCGCGAGAGCGUGUGAGGGUUCGGCCGACAGGAGCCGUGAUUGUGAUUGCGGCGGCAAGGGGUGACGAUGAACAGGAAGACGCCGGGCGCCCAAGGAGAAUGGGAGAUGACAUGCGGUAUCGCAUUGGUCGACUCACACCAAGACUGCCCGAGCCAGUACUUCAGAGGCAAAUCAGAUCCUAUGUUCUACUUGAAUUAGACAACUUGCUAAAAAAUGUCGGUUAUGCAUUGGAUCGCUUCCAGCUACCACAACCAGAUGAUGAUACCUCAGCAGUUCUUGAAAAUAGACUGAUACUGGAUGAACUCUCUUAUGGAUCUGAUGGUACAGCAGAAUUAGCGAUUCAGCAGAUUGCACACUUGAAUCCAGACCAGUGGCUUAUUUACGACACUAUACAACAUUCAGUUACGGUACAUAGUGUUUCAGUAGCCUUGGGACAGACAGAGAAUGUUAGCAGGUUCCACCUAAGGAUUACAUACACUAUAUGCUCUUUCUACAAUCACUCCUACUGCAUACUCCAUGCUUGCAACGUGACUCCUUCCGUACCAGCUGACGGAGGGAACGAGCCAGAGAACGAGGACGUCGGAGAUGAGUACCGUGAGUUCGACGUCGAGGACCCGAAUUGCCAGCAGGAGUUUCUCGAGGAUGUCGAUGGAGGCAAGUCCAAUCUAAUCCCCUUUGAUGCAUGUUGA